Molecule: messenger RNA, 1611 nt
Organism: Saprolegnia parasitica CBS 223.65
Lineage: Eukaryota; Oomycota; Saprolegniomycetes; Saprolegniales; Saprolegniaceae
Exons: 1
Coding region: 53-1579 (508 amino acids)
Biological process (GO): positive regulation of transcription by RNA polymerase I; rRNA processing
Cellular component (GO): nucleolus
Molecular function (GO): protein binding
Source: RefSeq, a predicted model, not a curated record
AGUCUUAUUGGAGUCGGCCUCAAACUUCAAGAAGCACCCGCGCCCGCCCAAGAUGGAGUUCAAGAAGCUGCCCUUGAAGCACUUCCCGACGGCGACCAAGCAGUCGUCGCCGGAGAAGACAUACUGGACCAAGCUCCGUGCGCCGACGGAGCUGCCGCAGGUCGCCGCGGUCACGUGCAUCGAUGCGAGCCCGGUCGCGCCGUUCGACUUUGCGGCCGCGACCUCGACGCGCGUCCAGCUCUACAGCACGAGCAACAACGACGUCAAGAAGACGUUUUCGCGCUUCCACGACGUCGUGUACUCGGCGGCCUUCCGCGGCGACGGCAAGCUCCUCGUGACGGGUAAUGCCAACAGCCAAGUCGCGGUCCUCGACGUCGGCUCGCGCACCGUGCUGCGCAACCUCAACGGCCACAAGGGUGCGGUCCGCGCGGCCAAGUUCUCCAACGACAACGUGCACAUCUUCUCUGCCUCGGACGACAAGACGUGCCGGCUCUGGGACCUCGCGACCGGGUCGCCCGUCGCAGUCUACGGCGAGCACACGGAUUACGUCCGCGUCUGCGCGCCGCAUCCGACCUCCUCCAACGUCUGGGCGUCGGCGUCGUACGACCACACGGUCAAGCUCUGGGAUACGCGCAGCGCGACUGCCAAGUCGACGCUCUCGAUGGACCACGGGUCGCCGGUCGAAGCGUGUGUCAUGCUGCCGGGCGGCAACCUCCUCAUCUCGGCGGGCUCGAACGAAAUCAAGGUUUGGGACCUCCUUACGGGCGGGAAGCUCCUGCAUUCGUUCUCGGCCCACCAAAAGACCAUCACGUGCUUGGCGCUGGACGGCCAGAAGACGCGCCUCCUCUCGGGCUCGCUCGAUGGCCACGUCAAGAUCUACGACCUCGCGUCGUACGAAGUGGUGCAUGGCUUCAAGUACAAGCAGGGCGUGCUCUCGCUGGCCAUGACGCCGUCCAACUCGCACCUCGCGGUCGGCACGGCCGACGGCGUGCUCACGGUCCGCAAGCGCAUCUUCACGGAGGCCAACGCGAUCAAGCUCGACGAAGAAGUCCCGGCGCCGCGUGGCGGGUCGUACAAGUACUUUCUGCGUGGCGCGCAGGCCAAGCCCACGGACGCCGACCACGUCGUCACGGCGCGCCGCAACGUGCGCUGUGCGCCGUACGAGAAGGCGCUGCGCGCGUUCGACUACCGCAAGGCCCUCGACGACGCGCUCGACACGCGCGACCCGACGGUCGUCGCGAGCAUGCUCGAGGAGCUCCGGCUUCGGUCGGGCUGGCACAAGGCGCUGACGUACCGCACGGAAGAGACGUUGGAGCCGCUCAUGUCGUUCUGCAUCCGGUAUGUGGCCGACCCCAAGUACGCGCCGCUGCUGCUUCGCGUCUGCACGUACCUCAUCGAGCUCUACAGCCCGUUGCUGGGCACGAACCAGUCGAGCGUCGUGCUCGAAGGCCUCUUCUUCAAGCUCCAGGCCAGAAUCAAGGAAGAGAUGGCGACACAGGCAUCGAUCCUGAGCGUCAUGGGCAUGGUCGAGUCGGUCAUGACAGCACAGACGACGACGACGGCGACGACGGACGCGUAAACCUCACAUAUUAUAUAGUACCACUCGACCUC